Leptinotarsa decemlineata (Colorado potato beetle) is the source of this 1015-nucleotide messenger RNA. RefSeq lists its product as uncharacterized. Gene Ontology annotation, cellular component: nucleus; transcription regulator complex. NCBI's taxonomy places the organism in Eukaryota, Metazoa, Arthropoda, Insecta, Coleoptera, Chrysomelidae. Gene Ontology annotation, molecular function: DNA binding. Gene Ontology annotation, biological process: regulation of transcription by RNA polymerase II. The record is from RefSeq and is a predicted model, not a curated record.
AGUACGGCGCGAGCCACGGAGUUGAGCGCUAGUCGUGGCGAAUAGUGCAGUGAUCAAACGAGUUUAGUUGUUUUGGCCGCGAAAAAUGAACACCGAGGCUUUUAUUGGUGAAAUACUAGCUAGACCAGCUAUUUGGAAGUCUGGCCAUCCACAGCAUAAAUUUAAACAUGUAGUGAAGAGAUUGUGGGAAGAAAUACAAAUAAAAUUUCCAGAUUCUGAAGUUGGUGAUCUCAAAAAGAAAUGGAAGAACCUGAGGGACACAUAUAAUAAAGAGUUAAAGAAAAUACCUAGACCCCGGUCGGGUGAUUCGCCAACAAAUUAUGAACCAGCCUGGAAAUACUUCACGCUAUUAGGAUUUUUGAAAGAUGAGUACAUGCCUUUAACUGCCGAAUCAAACUUAGAUGAAGGAGACAGUGUAAUAAUCGAUAACGAAGACAAUGAUGAUAUGUCCAAUGAAGUUAUAAAUGAAGUAAGGUCACCUUCUGGUGCAUCUUCACCCAUUGAACCAUCUACCUCUAAUUCCCAAAAUUCAAGAAAGCGACAAAAAAUACAAGACAUUCGGGCACAGUAUUUAGAGAUUGAGAAAAAAAACUAAAACUUUUAGAAAACGAUAUAUCUAAAAAUACACCAGUUGACAGUGAAAGAAAAUCAGGUGACUACCAUUUUUUAAUGAGUAUUUUGCCGGAAAUGGAAAAACUACCUACCAUCCAAAAAAUAAGGUUAAGAAAUAAAAUAAACCAAGCUCUUUUAGACGAAAUAAAUGUCACGAUGUACGGAGAACCUCAUGGUCGCUAUGGUUACUCUACUCAACCAAGUCAUAAUAACUUUAAUAACGAAUAAAAUACCUACACAUAAGUAACAUCGAAAAGACUAUGAUUACUGUAAUUCAUGAUCAUUGAGAAGAACAAAAAAGACUGAUUAAAAAAGUUACAAAUUCAUUAUUCAUUCUAUACCGUCAAUUACAGGUUAGAAGUUGUUUUUUGUUUUAGUUGUACGAAAAAUUAAUGUCAUAAAA